AUGCGUUUCCUCUUGCGCCUUUGUGUGCUGGACAGUGAGAGAGAUUUUGGCAAACUCAGUAUCACCGACGUGGUCUGCCUGAGGUGCGGGAGGCAGGAGAGGAAGAUUAAGACGGGGCUCGGGGGGGAGGGGAGAGAAUAAAAUCCACCAUCAUUUCUUUUGCAUGUAUUUGAGCCAGCUGCAGUAGUCCAAAGACAUCACCGAAGGAGUAGGUUUUGAGGAGGAAUCCGAAGGAAGGAGGAGGUGGCGGCAGCACUCUGUAAGCCUGUUCAGAGCAAGGGCAAGGAGAAGAAAGACCUGUGGAGUUCUCAGGAAACCAUCCAACCCAUUCAGACCACAGGCAAGGAGAAGACCUUUGGAAACAGUUCAGCCCGUUCAGAGCAAGGGCAAGGAGAAGACCUUUGGAAACCGUUCAGCCCAUUCAGACCACAGGCAAGGAGAAGACCUUUGGAAACCGUUCAGCCCGUUCAGAGCAAGGGCAAGGAGAAGACCUUUGGAAACCGUUCAGCCCGUUCAGAGCAAGGGCAAGGAGAAGACCUUUGGAAAUGGUUCAGCCCGUUCAGAGCAAGGGCAAGGAGAAGACCUUUGGAAACCAUUCAGCCCAUUCAGACCACAGGCAAGGAGAAGACCUUUGGAAACCAUUCAGCCCAUUCAGACCACAGGCAAGGAGAAGACCUUUGGAAACCGUUCAGCCCGUUCAGAGCAAGGGCAAGGAGAAGACCUUUGGAAACAGUUCAGCCCAUUCAGAGCAAGGGCAAGGAGAAGACCUUUGGAAACCGUUCAGCCCGUUCAGAGCAAGGGCAAGGAGAAGACCUUUGGAAACCGUUCAGCCCGUUCAGAGCAAGGGCAAGGAGAAGACCUUUGGAAACCGUUCAGCCUGUUCAGAGCAAGGGCAAGGAGAAGACCUUUGGAAACACUUCAGCCCAUUCAGAGCAAGGGCAAGGAGAAGACCUUUGGAAACCAUUCAGAGCAAGGGCAAGGAGAAGACCUUUGGAAACCGUUCAGCCCGUUCAGAGCAAGGGCAAGGAGAAGACCUUUGGAAAUGGUUCAGCCCGUUCAGAGCAAGGGCAAGGAGAAGACCUUUGGAAACAGUUCAGCCCAUUCAGAGCAAGGGCAAGGAGAAGACCUUUGGAAAUGGUUCAGCCUGUUCAGAGCAAGGGCAAGGAGAAGACCUUUGGAAACACUUCAGCCCAUUCAGAGCAAGGGCAAGGAGAAGACCUUUGGAAACCAUUCAGAGCAAGGGCAAGGAGAAGACCUUUGGAAACCGUUCAGCCCGUUCAGAGCAAGGGCAAGGAGAAGACCUUUGGAAACCAUUCAGCCCAUUCAGACCACAGGCAAGGAGAAGACCUUUGGAAACCGUUCAGCCCAUUCAGAGCAAGGGCAAGGAGAAGACCUUUGGAAAUGGAUCAGCCCAUUCAGAGCAAGGGCAAGGAGAAGACCUUUGGAAACCGUUCAGCCCGUUCAGAGCAAGGGCAAGGAGAAGACCUUUGGAAAUGGUUCAGCCCAUUCAGAGCAAGGGCAAGGAGAAGACCUUUGGAAACCGUUCAGCCCGUUCAGAGCAAGGGCAAGGAGAAGACCUUUGGAAACCGUUCAGCCCGUUCAGAGCAAGGGCAAGGAGAAGACCUUUGGAAACCGUUCAGCCCGUUCAGAGCAAGGGCAAGGAGAAGACCUUUGGAAACCGUUCAGCCUGUUCAGAGCAAGGGCAAGGAGAAGACCUUUGGAAACAGUUCAGCCCAUUCAGAGCAAGGGCAAGGAGAAGACCUUUGGAAACACUUCAGCCCAUUCAGAGCAAGGGCAAGGAGAAGACCUUUGGAAAUGGUUCAGCCCAUUCAGAGCAAGGGCAAGGAGAAGACCUUUGGAAACCAUUCAGCCCAUUCAGACCACAGGCAAGGAGAAGACCUUUGGAAACCAUUCAGCCCAUUCAGACCACAGGCAAGGAGAAGACCUUUGGAAACCAUUCAGCCCAUUCAGACCACAGGCAAGGAGAAGACCUUUGGAAACAGUUCAGCCCAUUCAGAGCAAGGGCAAGGAGAAGACCUUUGGAAACGGUUCAGCCCGUUCAGAGCAAGGGCAAGGAGAAGACCUUUGGAAACCGUUCAGCCCGUUCAGAGCAAGGGCAAGGAGAAGACCUUUGGAAACCGUUCAGCCUGUUCAGAGCAAGGGCAAGGAGAAGACCUUUGGAAACACUUCAGCCCAUUCAGAGCAAGGGCAAGGAGAAGACCUUUGGAAACCAUUCAGAGCAAGGGCAAGGAGAAGACCUUUGGAAACCGUUCAGCCCGUUCAGAGCAAGGGCAAGGAGAAGACCUUUGGAAAUGGUUCAGCCCGUUCAGAGCAAGGGCAAGGAGAAGACCUUUGGAAACAGUUCAGCCCAUUCAGAGCACGGGCAAGGAGAAGACCUUUGGAAAUGGAUCAGCCCAUUCAGAGCAAGGGCAAGGAGAAGACCUUUGGAAACGGUUCAGCCCAUUCAGAGCAAGGGCAAGGAGAAGACCUUUGGAAACCGUUCAGCCCAUUCAGAGCAAGGGCAAGGAGAAGACCUUUGGAAAUGGUUCAGCCCAUUCAGAGCACAGGCAAGGAGAAGACCUUUGGAAACCAUUCAGCCCAUUCAGAGCAAGGGCAAGGAGAAGACCUUUGGAAACCGUUCAGCCCGUUCAGAGCAAGGGCAAGGAGAAGACCUUUGGAAACCGUUCAGCCUGUUCAGAGCAAGGGCAAGGAGAAGACCUUUGGAAACAGUUCAGCCCAUUCAGAGCACGGGCAAGGAGAAGACCUUUGGAAAUGGAUCAGCCCAUUCAGAGCAAGGGCAAGGAGAAGACCUUUGGAAACGGUUCAGCCCAUUCAGAGCAAGGGCAAGGAGAAGACCUUUGGAAACCGUUCAGCCCGUUCAGAGCAAGGGCAAGGAGAAGACCUUUGGAAACCGUUCAGCCCGUUCAGAGCAAGGGCAAGGAGAAGACCUUUGGAAACCGUUCAGCCUGUUCAGAGCAAGGGCAAGGAGAAGACCUUUGGAAACAGUUCAGCCCAUUCAGAGCAAGGGCAAGGAGAAGACCUUUGGAAACACUUCAGCCCAUUCAGAGCAAGGGCAAGGAGAAGACCUUUGGAAAUGGUUCAGCCCAUUCAGAGCAAGGGCAAGGAGAAGACCUUUGGAAACCAUUCAGCCCAUUCAGACCACAGGCAAGGAGAAGACCUUUGGAAACCAUUCAGCCCAUUCAGACCACAGGCAAGGAGAAGACCUUUGGAAACCAUUCAGCCCAUUCAGACCACAGGCAAGGAGAAGACCUUUGGAAACAGUUCAGCCCAUUCAGAGCAAGGGCAAGGAGAAGACCUUUGGAAACGGUUCAGCCCGUUCAGAGCAAGGGCAAGGAGAAGACCUUUGGAAACCGUUCAGCCCGUUCAGAGCAAGGGCAAGGAGAAGACCUUUGGAAACCGUUCAGCCCGUUCAGAGCAAGGGCAAGGAGAAGACCUUUGGAAACCGUUCAGCCUGUUCAGAGCAAGGGCAAGGAGAAGACCUUUGGAAACAGUUCAGCCCAUUCAGAGCAAGGGCAAGGAGAAGACCUUUGGAAACCAUUCAGAGCAAGGGCAAGGAGAAGACCUUUGGAAACCAUUCAGCCCGUUCAGAGCAAGGGCAAGGAGAAGACUUUUGGAAACCACUCCACCCAUUCAGAGCAAGGGGAUCAUGAAGAUUUUCUGGGAGGCCAUUCGAGGCAAGAGGAGAAAAAAGUUCAGUGUCAUUUGA
Podarcis lilfordi (Lilford's wall lizard) is the source of this 3727-nucleotide messenger RNA. NCBI's taxonomy places the organism in Eukaryota, Metazoa, Chordata, Lepidosauria, Squamata, Lacertidae. The record is from the annotation of a GenBank genome assembly.